Messenger RNA from Lactuca saligna, 1859 nucleotides. The record is from the annotation of a GenBank genome assembly. NCBI's taxonomy places the organism in Eukaryota, Viridiplantae, Streptophyta, Magnoliopsida, Asterales, Asteraceae.
AGAAAGACCAAAAUUGCAACAUGAUUCUUUAGGAACCAAAAUUAAAAAAUGUACUAAACUCAUGGAUCAAAGUUGUAAAACUUAAAUUGAUUUUCUUUUAAACGUGUUUCAAGAUUAUAUACACUGUCUAGAUUUAAGUGUCUGAUCCUCCUUAAAGUUAGCUAGUUAGUACCUAUCGAGAUCCCGGGUUAAUAGAAAAAAUCGGGGGUUUUAGUUGCAAUCUAGAACUCGUUGACAAAUAAUGGAAUAUCUUGUUUGCAUAUUCCUAUUCGUUUUCUAAUUCUCACUCUAUAAAUAUAUAUAUCUUGGUUAAUCUCUUAAGAAAGAUUGUGGUGCGUAGGGUAAAAUGGGUGUCUACUGUUGCUCUGUUUUUGCUUUUGUUCUUGGUGUUUUAGUGUUUGCUUCUACUCUGUGUGUUGAUGGUGGAUCAACCAGCAGUUUCGUAAGAAAAGUUGAAAAAACAAUUGAUAUGCCUCUCGAUGCUGAUGUCUUCAUCACGCCUCCUGGCUAUAAUGCGCCUCAACAGGUUCAUAUAACACAAGGCGAUCAUGUUGGAAAAGCCAUGCUUGUAACAUGGGUGACAAUGGAUGAACCCGGUUCAAAUACUGUUAUCUAUUGGCCUCAAAACAGCAAAAAGAAGAGAAAAGCCGAAGGCAUGCUUACUAAAUACUCAUUCUUCAAUUACACUUCGGGUUUCAUCCAUCAUUGCAAUCUCACUCAUUUGAGGCAUGAUACGAAAUACUUCUAUUCUGUUGGGCUUGACCACACAAAACGGACUUUCUGGUUCACCACUCCACCCGAAGUUGGACCCGAUGUUCCUUACACUUUCGGCCUAAUUGGGGAUUUGGGGCAGAGUUAUGAUUCGAACAUUACACUUACGCAUUAUGAGAUGAAUCCAACGAAAGGUGAAACUGUGUUGUUUGUCGGAGACCUUUCCUACGCUGAUAACUAUCCGAAUCACGAUAACCGGAGAUGGGAUUCGUGGGGAAGGUUUACGGAGAGAAGUACGGCGUAUCAACCCUGGAUUUGGACUGCCGGAAAUCAUGAAAUCGAUUUUGUUCCUGAAAUCGGAGAGGAUGAACCUUUCAAGCCUUACACUCACCGGUAUCCUGUCCCUUAUAAAUCAUCACAAAGCACCGCUCCUUUUUGGUACUCUAUCAAGAGAGCUUCAUCUUACAUCAUUAUUUUGGCUUCAUAUUCCGCAUAUGGUAAAUACACCCCUCAAUACAAAUGGCUCGAAAAAGAACUACCAAAAGUCAACCGAACCGAGACUCCAUGGUUGAUUGUUGUAAUGCACUCUCCAUGGUAUAAUAGCUACAAUUAUCACUACAUGGAAGGUGAAACCAUGAGGGUUAUGUAUGAACCAUGGUUUAUUAAAUAUAAAGUUGAUGUUGUGUUUGCGGGCCAUGUUCAUGCCUAUGAACGCUCGGAACGUAUAUCGAACGUUGCUUACAACAUUGUCAAUGGUAUCUGCAAACCUAUAAAAGACCAAUCCGCCCCCGUGUACAUAACCAUUGGAGAUGGAGGAAACCUCGAGGGUUUAGCAACUAACAUGACUGAGCCACAACCAGAUUAUUCAGCAUUUAGGGAAGCGAGUUUUGGGCAUGCUACUUUUGACAUUAAGAACAGAACGCAUGCAUACUACGCGUGGCAUAGGAAUCAAGAUGGAUAUUCAGUGACGGCUGAUACGAUGUGGUUUUUCAACAGAUAUUGGAAUGCCAAAGAUGAAUCGAUAACUAGUGCUUAAAUGCUAAAAAGAUUUUUUGUUUAUGCAAAAAGAAAACUCUAUUUAUUAUGCAUUCGUAGGUGAGAUUUAGAUUUUUUUUUUUUUUUUUCUUUUUGUUGGUAAUUUAGAUUGU